This is a messenger RNA of Eublepharis macularius, 4104 nucleotides long. RefSeq names its product RAD1 checkpoint DNA exonuclease (gene RAD1). Gene Ontology annotation, biological process: DNA damage checkpoint signaling; DNA repair. The transcript is spliced from 5 exons. The coding region runs from base 393 to 1592 and encodes 399 amino acids. Gene Ontology annotation, cellular component: checkpoint clamp complex; nucleus. Gene Ontology annotation, molecular function: 3'-5' exonuclease activity. NCBI's taxonomy places the organism in Eukaryota, Metazoa, Chordata, Lepidosauria, Squamata, Eublepharidae. The record is from RefSeq and is a predicted model, not a curated record.
ACUGAUGCACUUUAGCCAAAGUCAAUAGCACCCACACAUAUCUUUUUAUACCCAGAAUCAAAGUGAAAAUUGUUUACACUAGCAAGAUAGUCUACACAAAACAGACAAGGUUGAGUCAGUAAAAUUCUGAAGAGUUAGCAGUAAUUUCUAAAAGUUGGCAGGUCACAUAAAUUAUAAAAGGCUGACAGUUAACUCUCCUUUGGCACCUCUUGUUGUCCUCUGGAAAACUAGUGAGCUGGUAAGAGCGAUAAUAAGAAAUAAGGCUACAACAUCCAAGGUUUUCUUGCAGUCAUGUCUGUUGUUAACUCAACACACCUCCCUGUCCCUUCACCUUUCCCUACAACGUAAUUUCUAAAGGAGAGUGGAAGUAUGAAUAUGGGUGAAAGAUCAAGAUGGGCAACCAUGUUAGCUUGUCUGUAGCAGUCCGUCCUGUGAGUGAACGGGCACUGAGAACAGGGCAGGCAAGACUCACUUCUAUCAUGGCCUUGUCAGACAAUUACACUUAUAGGGGAUUGGAAACUGAAGCUUUGCACUUACAAGAAAAUCCCUCAACAUUUCCCCUUCCUUCCUUAAAGCUACAUCUUUAUGAGAGGGAAUACCAAACCUGCUUGCUUCUGUCUUCUUCAAAUGCAUUAAUACAUGACAUUUCCAUUUUAAACCUCUAUGGGUCUCCUUUAGCACUUGCUAGACUCCUUUCUUUCUGCCAUUGUAGGAGGAAGUGCGGGGGGACGGAGGUCUGCGAAGCCAUGCCUCUCUCUACCCAAGCAGAAACUGGAGAAGAGCAAUACGUCUUGGCUGCCAAUCUUGACAAUGUCCGAAAUCUCUCGAAUAUCCUGAAAGCCAUCCAUUUUAAGGACCAUGCUACUUGUUUCGCAACUACGAAUGGACUCAAGGUGACGGUGGAAAAUUCAAAGUGUCUUCAGGCAAACGCUUUUAUUCAGGCAGGAAUUUUCCAAGAAUUUGCGGUGCAGGAGGAAUCCGUGACGUUCAGAAUCAAUCUGUCUGUUCUUUUAGACUGCUUGACUAUCUUCGGUACAAGCUCCUUGCCAGGAACUCAGACCGCCCUUCGGAUGUGCUACCAGGGAUACGGUUAUCCCUUGACCCUCUUCCUGGAGGAAGGGGGUGUGGUAACUGUGUGUAAAAUCAACACUCAAGAGCCUGAAGAGAUACUCGAUUUUGAUUUCUGCAGCACGAAUGUUGUGAACAAAAUUAUCCUGAAAUCGGAAGGGCUGAGGGAGGCAUUUUCUGAACUAGAUAUGACCAGCGAGGCACUACAGAUUACAAUGUCUCCAGACAAGCCUUAUUUUAGAUUGUCCACUUUUGGAAAUGCAGGAAGUGCUCAUUUUGACUACCCCAAAGACUCUGAUCUCAUAGAAGCUUUUAACUGCAAUCAGACCCAGACAAACAGAUACAAGAUCUCAUUACUGAAGCCAUCAACCAAAGCACUCGCGCUGUCUUGCAAAGCAUCUAUUCGGACAGAUAACAGAGGUUUCUUGUCGCUGCAGUACAUGAUCCGGAACGAAGAUGGACAGAUCUGCUUUGUGGAGUAUUACUGUUGCCCAGAUGAAGAUGUUACCGAAGCAGAAAUGUAGCUGCCUGACACAAACUCACACAUACACACAUUUUUUUUUUAACAAACUAUCUGGACUAGUGAUUUUUGAAUGAAAAUUUUCUGAGAGGAAGGCAAGAAUCUUUUUUUUUUAAGAACGAAAAACGGAGCAAGAAAGUGCUGGUGUAGCGAUAAACUAUACAGCAGGUGAGAACUCAGUAGAGAGCAGGACCUUUUGCAGGGAAAGGCCAUCGGCUUCAGUGGGAGGAUGCGUUGAUACUAGAAACACAGGAAGCCUAUUCGGCCAUCAUAUAGAACAGGUAGUUAUCCAUCCAGUGGAAAUGCGGCUUUAUUGCUGCCACCACUUUGGGUCCACUUUGGUAGCAUGGAAGUGGAUCGGUUGUUGGUAAUUUCAGGAAGGGAGGAUAAGUUAUGGAUGAGCAGAGGGGCCAGGGCUAUUUGUCGCUACUUACAGUUGUUCCAAGUAGGAGCUUGAGAGAGAGCUGGAAAAUGGGAGGUUCGGUCCUUGGCGAAGCAGAAGAGCAAAGGCCUGUGAGCCUGUGAGGGGUUGUCUCUGGAUGGAGAGGUUCUUUGGAGGGCCAGAAAGUGAGGUGUUUGAGGUCAGGGUGGGAGGAGAAAGAACGGGGCUGCUGAGCUCAACUUAGACAAACCGUGGGAUGCUGUUAAGAGGGUAGACAUUGUGGAAGUAUGAGCAGCUGAUGCUUCCUGGUGACAUCUUGGGGAAGGAAUAAGAAGUGCAUUCUGUCCCCACAGUCUCCUGCCUUCACCUUCCACCCUAUUAGCUGUGAUGGAAAGACGUCCUUUGUGUCAUCCACUCUUGUCUUGGUUGGAGCUGGGUUCAAACUAGCCUUAGGAAAGCAGACCUGCGCUGGAGGACUUCUUUGCUUUUACAGCUGGUGAUGUGCCCGUUCAGCCUCAUGCCAGCACAUUAUGUGCAUGAUGCACUGAAUCCAGGCUCAGCAAGCCUAAGGAUUUUACAACGAGUCUGUCCAGUGAGAUGGUUCUGUUGGUGGGCUUCUUUGUAAUUGUACCAUACAACAGCAUGAAUUCGCCGUUGUCGGUCUCCAGCGACUGGAUCAGUGGUGACUAAGACCACGAGCGUUAUUAACACAGCAUUUGACUUGACGCCUCCUGGUGCUUCUGCGUCCUAUGGCUGGUUGCUUCACGUACAGCAGAAGACCUGCAGCAAAGGAAAGAAGAAGUGGUUCCCCCCCCCCUUCUCUAAGCAGUUUUUCAUGCAUAGGCUAACAGUAGUCCCUUACGUUCCUAAAAUGAGAAAUAAGGGGGGUGAUGCCUAACCUGUGCCAAAUGACAACGCACGAUCUUCAUGCUGUUUCGUUUGACUUGCUCAUAGAAAAGCAGUACCAAAGCCAUAAGCAGUUUGCUAUCUCAGACUUCGUCUCUGGCUUAUGCAUUUACUCUCUCACAAACAGAGCUGUGCGAACAAUACAUUGUUUCCUUAGGAGCCGUAAUGCUCUAUUUUCCUGCACUGUGGAGCUCUGUUUGGAUACAGUUGUGUGCAUGGCACUAGGUUGCGGAGGAGAGGGAAUCAGUAGUCCUAUUUCACAGAGAAAGAUUAGUAUCUAUUUCCUCCAUAGUGUUCACAUGGAAAAUUCCCCAGGCAAUCCAAGUUCAAACUCCUCCGAGCUCAGGAGCAGCAGCCACUUCCGUAAGAGGAAGGCUCCUUACUCUAGAGAAAAGCUUCAAAUGUGGUAAAGCAAAGCGGUAGGCCAAAAGCCCUUGUUAAUCUCAUGUAUUCCAAAGCACUUCUUUUGCACAAAGUCUUAUGAAUCGCAAUGGGGUUUGUUACUAAACCACAGGCCUGAGAGCCCCUAUCCAGUUAUAGUCUCAAGCAACUGUUCAUACACAUCAGCCGAUGAACCCAGCUUCACCUCCCCGUUCACAUGAAAAGACGAUGUGGGACCGUUCAGCAGGGCUCAGAUUAAUGGCACAAUGCAUAGGUAUCUUCAAAGCAAAUUGACGAAGGAACUCAGCUACAUCUAGUGUCCCGAUCCUGGAUACCCAUCCCGCCACGUUCCCUAAGAGGAUUUUAACAGAGGUGGAUGGGAGUCAGUCUUGGGAGAGAGGCAAGAUCGUAUCUGGAUUCUGUGCAGUGCAAGCCUUAGAUUUCCUGAUGAAUAUCUCGGGUUCAACGAGCAGCAGGCUGUUAUCUUCGUGCUCCAUAUCACAAAGUUCCUCUCUCAGUCGAUUUAAGAUUAAAACCUAUUAAAUUUCUAUAUUGUACAGAUCUAUGCAUUAAUAAAUUUUCUCUUCUAAUUCUAGUGUGACACUUUUCAGAGCCGAAUUGGCUGUAUGAGCAGUAUCAUUAAAGGUACCUUCAAAGCGAGUGCAAGACUGUAAACCUCACAUACAGAGCCAGACUUCAGUCAACCAGUUUAGAAAACCACGAAAGGAAUGAACUUGGCUGAUAUUCCAGCCUAGACCAUUCCCACCACACCUUUCUAGGUCAGGUCAGCACUAGACAUUCUAUUAUCCUGGGUUUACCUCUUCCAAUACUACAUUCGAUUCCUACG